AUGCACACGCAGCAGAAACGGAAAGACAGCACCAGUCGAGCAGUUACCAUGAUUAUAAUCCUGCUGCAACUUCUUGGGAUCCUUGCCCGUGGAGUAGUGGCCCAGAAAAGCUCGCCCAUUGCCAACUGGCACAUGGGCGACUCGCACUAUACGAGUGACCAGUACGCCAAGAUACUGGGCGAUGUGGGUCUGGGCCAGGAUGCCGAUGACAAGGACUACAAGGGCCUGGGUCCCAUGCAGAUCCAGUACGUGGACUACCAGCCCAAUUGCCAGGCAGGCGGAGUGCCAGUCUGUGCCACCAAUGGAACCGAUAGCUUCUACUUCGAGAACAACUGCCGUUUGGAGGCGGCCAACAUGAAGAUGCUCUUCCAGCACGGCACAGAACUGGAGCCCACGGAGAUGGAGCGAUGCCUGCCCACCUGCCAGACGAUGAAGUGCAGCCAGGUGGAGCGUCCAGUUUGCGCGCUGGCCGAGAUUGCAGGCGCUGUUCCCCAAACUUUCACCAACGAGUGCGAGAUGCGUAGACGCGAAUGCCACACGAAACAAGUCCAGCGAAUCCUGCACACGGGUCCUUGUCAGACACCCACGAAGAGUGGGCGCAAGAAGAAGCUGCGUCGCAACAAGAAAAAGCCUUCCACUUUCAGCGCCUCCAAUGCCAAGUUUGCCACCAACCCGAAGAAAGUAUACAUAAUGCUGGCCACUCCUGCUCCUUGGAGCAGCAGCACCACACCCAGGCCCUCCUCCAGCACAACCACAACCAGAAUCACCACGACGGCCAGGAUGAGGCCCACCAAACAGACCAGCACAAGUCCCUCGCCCAUGCAAUUCCAGCAGCUGAUGAGCCUGGCCAAUCCCAUGGUCUCCGUUUCCCAGGCUGUGGAUGCCUACAAUGUGUACAAUAUACCCGAUGUGGGUCGCGAUUACGGCGAGAUAACCGACUCCUCGCUCUCGAUGUUUUUGCCCGAAGUUGGUCGUGUCACGGAGCCCUAUUCCGCGCCCAGCAGCACCACUAGCACCACUAGCACUACUACCACAUCCACCACCACACCCCUGCCAGUUUUGGCCGCAACCAGGCUAUUCGAGCCUUCGAGCACCAGCACUGUCCAAUCCUUUCUGCCUCUACGGAUGCCCAGCACCACUGAGAUUGGCGAAGAAACCACCACGGAGCAUUUGGAAGCGAUUACACAGGCCAUGAGCACCACUCAAAAAUCCGCAGCAACUGCACAAGCCCAACUUUAAACUUCGAAAACCAUUAUAUAUUUAGUUUUUUUUUUACUAAUAUUUAUUGAAAGUAUUUACAGCUGCUUCAGAUAUGUUUUAAAUUAUACA
Drosophila erecta is the source of this 1329-nucleotide messenger RNA. RefSeq names its product mucin-5AC. NCBI's taxonomy places the organism in Eukaryota, Metazoa, Arthropoda, Insecta, Diptera, Drosophilidae. Gene Ontology annotation, molecular function: protein binding. The transcript is spliced from 3 exons. The record is from RefSeq and is a predicted model, not a curated record. Bases 1 to 1239 code for a protein of 412 amino acids.